This is a messenger RNA of Ceratitis capitata (Mediterranean fruit fly), 4924 nucleotides long. RefSeq names its product GATA-binding factor C (gene grn). Gene Ontology annotation, biological process: negative regulation of transcription by RNA polymerase II; cell fate commitment; positive regulation of transcription by RNA polymerase II. The transcript is spliced from 9 exons. Bases 1428 to 3722 code for a protein of 764 amino acids. The record is from RefSeq and is a predicted model, not a curated record. Gene Ontology annotation, molecular function: zinc ion binding; RNA polymerase II cis-regulatory region sequence-specific DNA binding; DNA-binding transcription factor activity, RNA polymerase II-specific. Lineage: Eukaryota; Metazoa; Arthropoda; Insecta; Diptera; Tephritidae.
UUGACGUGUUUACUAGCGUGUUGUUGGCGUGUGUGUAACGUUGAAAGGAAAUAUUUUUCAUUUAAACGAUUUUGCGUCGUCGAUUUCGUGCGUGCGUACGGGCGUCCGUGCGUUUUAUGCGAUAUUUUUGUGAAUCUAACGCGUGCAUUACUAGUCCGCCAAGCGGCCGAAAAAGCUUACAGCUCAUAUGUAUAUUGUGCAGUGACCUACCGCCAAAGCGCUCCACUUACGUCCUACAACAAAAGUGUGCAGGCGUGUGCGUGUGUUUGUAUGCGUGAAAUACGAGAAAUAUAUAAAAAUAAUAAAAAAAAAACAAAGCUUUGUUGGCGUUUGCCGAUGGUUAGUAAUACGUUUUAGCCAAAUGCGUCGGCAGAAAACACAUUUCGCCCGCAAAGCCAACAACGACGGCACUUUGAGCGGCGCCACAAAUUGCUUCCAUUUGUUGUAAGUAAUCUUGCAUGUAAAAGCGCGACGUUACGCUUACGGUUAUUGUUGGCGUGGGAAAAACAGAAAUUGUAACAUUUACAAGCUUUGAGUAUUUGCAUUUGUGUUUUUGCGCGUAUUUUUUGUUCGCUGUUAAAAUUACCCACAUACACACACAUUACACAUAUGCAUGUUAAUAUGUGUCUGGCUGCGCUGGCCAAUUUGCUUGUGUAGGUGUAUUUGCGCGCGCAUACAAUUGAAAAAGUUUAUCUUCGUAAAUUUGACGGUAUUUUUGAACAUAAUUGCACCGGAUACGGACACAAGCUAACAACGGGUGAAGCGAUAAAAGCGUACAUAUAACAAUCUAUAUAAUAGCAGCCUAUCAGUGUCACGAAAAGAAGGCGAUUUUUAAUUACUAAAUACUGGGAAAAGAAUUACACAUAAUCAAGAAACAAUUUCCAGGGAAAAAAUGCCAGUAAAAAUUUUACCGCGAAAAAUAUAACCGAAAAUUAAAAGAUAAAAAGUUUAUAGCCAAAAUUGACGAAGUGUGCAAGUGACCAAGCAAACGUAUAAGAAAGUGCUGCGAAAAUAACUGUAAAUUUAGUGAACAACAACAAUCAUUGAUCGAACGAAAACAUAACUAAAACACAAAUCAAUCAAAUGGAAAUUAUUGCGUCGUAAAAUAGAAGCAAAUAAAUAAAUAAUAAAAUAACAGUGAAACUAAGCAGUGAAAUUUUGAGUAAACACAGCAAAAGUGAAAAAAAAUAUAAAAAACUGUAAAAACCCAACAAACUCAAAAUGUAUACAAACUCGCUGCAAGUGCAAAUAGACGGAAUAAUUCAAAAAACUUAAUUGUGCAAAACUUAAGAAAGGCGAUUUGUGAGCGAUCACACAAAUCAUCAGUAAAAAGAAAAAAAACCCAAAUAAACUAAAACGAUUACGAGAAUUUACUCCAUUUUUCCUUCGUCGUUUGUUAUAAAAAAACCUUCAAAAUUAUUCUCGAAAUGGAUAUGACUUCAACAGCGGAAGCUGCCGCCCGCAGCUGGUAUGAUAAUCCGCGUUUAGGCAGCUCUCCGCAAACUAACGGCCUCGGUGGCGCCGGUGCCGGUUUGGGACAUCACGCCCUCAGUGCAGCUGGCAGCGCUGGGAUGGGCGGUGGCGCUGGCCUCGGCGGCAUUGGUGGCGGUGGUGGCGGCGGCGCUGGUGGCGGUGUUGGUUUGGGCGGCUUGGACAGCAACGAUAUGAGCGCAUUCUAUGCGCUCGAGAGUAAUGGCCAUCACAGACGCUACUAUCCCAGUUAUCAUCAGCACACAUCCCGUAUGCCAUCGUCCCAUACAUCACCGCAAGUGUGUCGGCCGCACUUUCAUCCGCCCCUCGGUUCAUGGCUUACCAGCGAACAUAAAUCAUUUGCACCCGCCAGCCCAUGGGGCAGUCCGUUUGCAUGCCCCCAAGAUCCGCAAGUGGACCAUAAGGUCAGCCAAAUUGGUCAGAGUCAUCAGACGACGGCCGGUCAGCAUUCAUUUCCAUUCCCACCGACACCGCCAAAGGAUUCCACACCCGAUUCAGUACAAACCGGUCCAUCGGAGUAUCAGGCCGUUGUGAACGCAUUCAUGCAUCAAGCGCAAUCGACCGGCUCUACCUCAAUAGCGGACACGAGUUGUGCGCUGGACAUAAAACCCGCCAUACAGAACGGUCUCGGCAGUCUGUCGCACAACGGCGGCAAUCAACAGUCGUCCGCGGCGCCAAAACAGCGUGAAGGUACCAAUAAUAAUAACAACAACAACAAUAAUAAUACAAAUAACAGUAACAAUAACGCGACGAACAGCAGUAAUUCGCAUAACAGCAACAACAACAACAGCAGCAAUAGUAGCAACACAGCGAACAAUAACAACAACUCCUCCACAUCGAACAGUAACAACCACAACGUACACGCACACACCUCCAGCGCCAAUACCAUCUCCGCCCUUAACGGCAGCAGCCUAUUCGAUGGCACAGCGCAAGCGCAUUACGCCAAUAGUCUCGGCAAUAGCAGUAGCAGUCCACACGGCCUCGGCGGCAAUGGACUCACAGCGAAUAGCUCACUGAACGGUGCCGGUAGUAGCGCCAGUGCGAUGGGUGGCUAUGACGGUACAUACGCUUCAUAUGCGGCCCAUCAUCAUUUGGCGAACACCUCGGCGGCGGUGGCACAUCAUCAGGCUGCGGCAGCAGCGGCAGCGGGUAUGUUUCAAAGUUCCUCAAUGGCAGCGGCGGCUGCGGCGCGACACAGCAUGUCGGGUGGCCAUCAUACGCAUCAUCAUAUGAUGGGUGGUGCGUCGGCGGGCAUGUCCACCGGUCUGGGGCAGAGUCAUGGUGGUAGUGGUGGUAUUGGCGGCGUUGGUAUUGGCGUUGGUAGUGGCGGUGGCAAUGGUGGUGGCGGCGGCAGUAGCGGCAGUUUGGGCUUGGGUGGCCUAGGCGGCGGCAGUUUGAGUGGCAAUAUGUCGAGUGGCCAUCAUGGUGGCCAUCACAGCGGUCAUGGUGGACAUGGCAGUCAUGGUCAUGUACAUAGCCAUGCGCAUAGCCAUAGUCAGGAUGUGAAGCCGGCGCGUACGAAACCGAGGACCAGUGCUGAGGGUCGCGAGUGCGUUAACUGCGGUGCCACAUCAACGCCAUUAUGGCGACGCGAUGGCACCGGUCAUUAUCUGUGCAAUGCCUGUGGUCUGUAUUACAAAAUGAAUGGACAAAAUCGGCCACUUAUAAAACCAAAGCGAAGACUGACACUACAGUCACUACAGAGUGCUGCGAAACGUGCGGGGACAUCCUGUGCGAAUUGCAAAACCACAACGACAACCCUUUGGCGGCGGAACGCAAGCGGUGAACCAGUGUGUAAUGCCUGUGGGCUAUACUACAAGUUGCAUAAUGUCAAUCGCCCGCUUACCAUGAAAAAAGAAGGCAUUCAAACGAGAAAUCGCAAAUUAUCCUCCAAAUCGAAAAAGAAGAAAGGUCUUGGUGGCGGUUGUCUACCCAUUGGUAGUCAUUUGGGCAUGGGCGAUUUUAAGCCGCUUGACCCGUCGAAGGGUUUCGGUGGCGGUUUUCCAGCAUCAAUGGCACAACAUGGCCAUCUUUCCAGUGGUUUACAUCCCGCACAUGCGCAUAUGCACGGCGGUUGGUAUACCGGCGGUAUGGGCGCUUUGGGUGCAUCUAGUGGCCUGCAAAGCGGCUUCUCUACGGCAGGUUCACUGGGUGGCGGUGUGGUGCCACAUUCGCAGCCAUAUCAUCUUGGUUUGGGUUCGAUGGGCACCUGGCGUACAGAUUAUACGUGAUGGAGCGGGAACAAUUUGAAUAAUAAUUUAUUCAAUUGAAAGUAAACAAGACAAAAACAAUAAAAAAAGCAUACCAAAAGAAAUAGUAAACACGCAGAAUAUGCGCUUGGUAGGCAUACAUAUAACAACAGCAACAACUAAACCAGCGAUGAAAAAUACCAGUGAACUACAGUAAAAGAAAAAAUUCGGAGUAAAACAUAAAUUGAUUCGGAAUCAGCCAUACAAGACUAACUAAAAGCCAUAACUGAACGCCUACACCUACAAGAAUUCACAAGCAUUUAAAUAAGAAAUAAACAUUACGCACGUAACGUUAACACCAAACUACAAAAACAAAGCAGUCGAGAAUUGCAAACUACAGCAGCGCUUAGAGAUAUGAGCUAAAAAGGGAAUAUGUGCAAGAUUUUUUAAUAUUUACAACCGAAACCCUCCGUUAUAUAUGCAAAAAGCAGUUUCUCAACGUACAGCAGCAAGGCGUUAUAGUUUCGUUUAGUAAUGCCGAGAUUAUCCUGUCGCCGCCAAUACUAAUGAGUGUAGAACAAAAGGAAGAAGAUAUUUGUUUGAAGUAAACUCAAGUGGCAUGCAACAUCAUUAGUGCGAAACAACAAACACACACGUACAAAACAGCCACACAAAGAACCCUAAAAUCUAUCAACUGCCAAGAUAUAGCUCCUCAACUCAAUUGAGCGUGAGUUCCAACGGAACACUUACGGUUAACCAUCAGGGGCAGCGCAAAAAAAAAUUGAAAAGACUCAGCUUCGCCUUAGCCACAAGCCGUGCAUCUCCUCCACACCAGCACUACAUCGUUACGCUGCACUUGUUACCCACCGCACCGCCAAGUCUAAGCCUACUUAAUAACGAACGGCAUUGUUCCUUUCCAUUUGCCUUUUCGAGUGUUUUCAACCAGUCGAUUUUCCAUAUCAAGCUAAUCCAGCGCUUAGACAAAUACAGUUGAGUGAGCUACUGUUUAGACCACAGUAUUAUUGUGGGUCAACCAAGGGAUUAGCUGAGGCGAGGAAGUUUACAUAGUUUGAGGCGUGCCGUUGUGUAUUGAAAUGUUAGAGAUAAACGAACAAGUGUUUGGCGCCAGUUGAGUAUGUGUAAUGUUAUUCGAAGAUCGUGUAUUAAAGAUGAUCAGCUCAAAAACCUACACUCUACGAAAAAAUUUAUACAGAACUGAAAAAAAUUUGCGAAAAAAAUUUUCU